This is a messenger RNA of Kalmanozyma brasiliensis GHG001, 1032 nucleotides long. RefSeq names its product Alcohol dehydrogenase, C-terminal. Bases 1 to 1032 code for a protein of 343 amino acids. Gene Ontology annotation, molecular function: alcohol dehydrogenase (NADP+) activity; zinc ion binding. Lineage: Eukaryota; Fungi; Basidiomycota; Ustilaginomycetes; Ustilaginales. The transcript has a single exon. Gene Ontology annotation, biological process: alcohol metabolic process. The record is from RefSeq and is a predicted model, not a curated record.
AUGUCUUCCGUCAACCUCGGCACCGUCUUCAAGGGCUCGCAGUCCGGCAAGGUCGUCAAGGCCCAGGGCACCGACCGCACCAUCAACCCGCGCGAUGUCGUCAUCGACAUCACACACUCUGGUCUCUGCUACACCGACAUUCACUACCUCAAGAAGGACAUGGUCCUCGGCCACGAAGGUGUCGGUGUCGUCUCGCAAGUCGGCCCCGAGGUCAAGGACUUCAAAAAGGGCGACCGCGUCGGCUGGGGAUACAAUCACGGCUCGUGCGGUACCUGCAAGUUCUGCAAGAAGGGCCGCGACACCAACUGCUACAAGAACCGCAUGUACGCCAGCGCCGAUCUCGACCAGGCUUCGUUCGGUGACAAGUUUGUCAUCACCGAAGAGUUCUGCCACCUCAUCCCUGAAGGUCUCGAGCUGAAGCACGCUGCCCCCUUGCAGUGCGGCGGUGCGACCGUGUUUGGUGCCAUGCACCAGUGUGGCGUCUCCUCCGAGGACCGUGUCGGUGUGAUUGGUAUCGGUGGUCUCGGACACCUUGCCAUUCAGUUCCUCAACAAGAUGGGUUGCGAGGUCGUCGUCUUUUCCGGUUCCGAGAACAAGAAGGACGAGGCCCUCAAGCUCGGCGCGCACGAGUUUGUCGCUGCCAAGAACAACCCCAAGUUCGAGGGUGUCAAGCCCGUGGACUUCCUCAUCGUCACCACCAGCGCUCAGCCCGACUGGAAGGCGUACCUUAGGGUGCUCGAGAAGGACGCUACCAUCAUCCCGCUCUCGGUCGACGAGGGCAACUUUGAGUUCCCUUACAUGCCCAUCAUUGGCAAGCAGCUCAAGAUUCAGGGUUCGCUGGUUGCGACCCGCGACGUGCACGCCAAGAUGCUGCAGUUCGCCGCUCGUCACGGCAUCAAGCCCAUGAUUGAGGAGGUGCCCAUGACCGAGGAGGGCAUCAACAGCGCCGUCGAGCGAUUGAAGAAGGGCGACGUUCGUUACCGAUUUGUCGCCGUCUCGCAGACCAACAAGCCCAGCUCGGCCAACCUCUGA